CGGGUGGUCGUACCUUUCCUCGGCGGGGAGUCCGUGUGUCACUGGCGACACCAUACCUGUGAGGCGAAGCAGCAUGUCUUCGGACGAUAGCUACGAGGAUGACAUCUUCGCCAGUGGACAUGGCGAGGCCGUCCUCGCUUCGCUCCAAGGCGGUGUGUGUCCGCCAGGCCUGGCCGCCGGGAUGGGUGUUCAGCCACAGGUGGCAGCACCAUCAUCGACGUUGACGUGGAGCGCUUACGUCCCUUUCUCGGACCUUCUAUGCACGGGAACGGCAAGCCGUGGCGAGGCUUCGGUGGAGAACCAGGUAGGGUACAUCGACAUGGAGUCUCUUCCCGAAGCUGUUGACAUUGAAAGCUUCUGCGAAUCUGCCGGAUUCGAUGCACAGGCGAUCGCAAGCACCCCACCUGGCCAACGGGACUCCAUAGUUGUUGCAACAAAACGUUCCGCUACUUCCACGCCAGAAGUAGAAGCGCGUUCUGCAGGAAGGGGGCGACCAAGAACGGCAGGCGGGUCAUCUGGCACAGCAGGCGCGAGGGCUCCUGCGAGCGGCGCGAAGACUGGGAUUCCAACAAACACAAGGGCUUCCGCGAGCGCCUCGAAGACCGUGAUCCCAUCAAGCACAAGGGUUGUCAGUACCACCAUGAAGACUGGGAUUCCAUCAUCCUCGAGGGCUCCCGCCGGCUCUGCCAAGACUGGGAAUCCAUCGCACCAGCUCCGUCAAGAAGGGGAUAGCAGCUCGCAACAGCGGCAGCCAUGUGGCACAAUCCCCUCCCAGCCCCAUGCGGUGGCUGACGACGUCGAUGAUGACGUGGAAUUGUCGUCGUGCGGAACACAGGAGGAAUCGGGCGAUUGCCAGCUGGGCAGAGACACGUGGUCAGUCGAGCAGAUCCUCGUCCUUGUGCAGACCAAACGGGAGUACGAUGACGAACAGGAAUGGCGGACUGGGAAAAUCAAGGGCAAGUUCAAGAACAACCCGACCAGGUGGGCGGACGUUUCGGAAAGGCUGGCCGAGAAGGGGGUCCUGCGGACACUGGGAAGUUGCCAGCGGAAGUUCGAAAACGUCAUGACCGCCUUUCGGAAAGUUCACGACUUCCAACUGAGGUCUGGUGAGGAAGAAUGGUUCGAACUUUGCACGACCGAGAGGAGGGAGAGGAAGGUGGGGUAUUCUAUAAAGAGGGAGGUGUAUGACCUCAUGGAGCGACUGUACGGUGAAGACGCCAACAUCAGCCCCGUCAACCUCACUGAUGGCGGGGUCCCCUUCACGGUGAGCGAAGGCGGAGAAGGCAGCAACGAGAGCAGCACCACGAAUGAAGCACACGACAGUUGGAGCAGACGCAGGAAAACGGCGAAGGAGAGGACCAUCGCAGAGGCCACUGCGGCGGUGCGGGACAAUACUUCAGCGAUGACUGAUGCAUUCCAGGAGUCUACGGCAGCGCAAAAAGAAUCUGACGCGACCUUAGUUGCGGUCAUGGAUCGCAUGACAGACAGGAUGGAGGCAAACGGCAAUGCACUGUGUGGUGCGCUUUCGAAGAUCGCAGACGCCUUCACGCGGACCCCCUGAUAUGCUCGCCAAGGUCGAUAGAGUGGACAGCGGGCAAUCAUCGCAGCCACAUGCCAUUCUUACGCAUUUUAAAGAAAACUAACAUUACAUUUAUAUGACCCUCGAGUGGAUCGCACAUUCAUUAUUAUUGUUUUUUUUUUCGGUUGCUCUGAUGUCGAUAAAGCACCGUUUAUCUU
This is a messenger RNA of Chara braunii, 1737 nucleotides long. Lineage: Eukaryota; Viridiplantae; Streptophyta; Charophyceae; Charales; Characeae. The record is from the annotation of a GenBank genome assembly.